GGCCGGGCUGAGGCGAUGGCGGCGGCGGCAAUGGUGGCGGUGGCGGGCGGUGGCGACUUCUCGGAUCUGCGGGAGAUCAAGAAGCAGCUGCUGAGCGUGGCGGAGCGGAGCCGCGAGCGCGGGCUGCAGCACAGCGGGAAGUGGGCUGCUGAACUUGCAUUCGCCCUGGAUCCACUGCCGCUGAGUGAGCUGCCGCCUCCCCCUGUGCUCACCGAGGAGGAUGCUCGUGAUCUGGAUGCCUACACAUUAGCCAAGUCUUACUUCGAUCUCAAGGAAUAUGACAGGGCUGCCUACUUUUUACAGGGCUGCAAAAGCCAGAAAGCUUACUUCUUGUACAUGUACUCCAGAUACCUGUCAGGGGAAAAGAAGAAGGAUGAUGAGACAGUUGAUAGUUUGGGACCUUUGGAAAAAGGACAGGUGAAAAAUGAAGCUCUACGAGAAUUGAGAGUUGAGCUCAGCAAGAAACACAAGGCACAGGAACUGGAUGGAUUUGGCCUUUAUCUAUAUGGUGUUGUGCUGCGGAAACUGGACCUGGUGAAAGAAGCAAUAGAUGUGUUUGUUGAAGCUGCUCAUGCACUGCCUUUGCAUUGGGGAGCCUGGCUGGAACUUUGCAACUUGAUUACAGAUAAAGAGAUGUUGAAGUUCCUGUCCUUGCCAGAUACAUGGAUGAAAGAGUUCUUUCUUGCACACAUUUAUACAGAGCUGCAGCUGAUAGAGGAAGCUCUGCAGAAGUAUCAGAGUCUCAUUGAUGCAGGAUUUUCCAAAAGCACUUAUAUCAUCUCUCAGAUUGCAGUUGCUUACCACAAUAUAAGAGAUAUUGACAAAGCUUUAUCCAUCUUCAAUGAGCUGAGGAAACAAGAUCCUUACAGGAUAGAAAACAUGGACACUUUCUCCAACUUGCUCUAUGUAAGGAGCAUGAAGCCUGAGUUGAGCUACUUGGCUCAUAAUCUCUGUGAGAUAGACAAGUACCGUGUUGAGACCUGCUGUGUAAUCGGAAAUUAUUACAGCUUGCGUUCCCAACAUGAAAAAGCAGCACUCUAUUUCCAGAGAGCGUUGAAACUGAAUGCUCGUUAUCUAGGAGCCUGGACACUUAUGGGACAUGAGUAUAUGGAAAUGAAGAACACAUCUGCAGCUAUCCAGGCUUAUAGGCAUGCAAUAGAGGUGAACAAAAGGGACUACAGAGCAUGGUAUGGCUUAGGACAAACCUAUGAAAUCCUCAAAAUGCCAUUUUACUGUCUCUACUACUACCGGCGGGCCCACCAACUCAGACCAAAUGAUUCUCGUAUGCUGGUUGCUCUAGGAGAAUGCUAUGAGAAACUCAAUCAGUUGGUGGAAGCUAAGAAGUGCUAUUGGAGAGCCUAUGCUGUGGGAGAUGUGGAGAAAAUGGCACUUGUGAAACUUGCCAAGUUGCAUGAACAGCUGAAUGAAUCUGAACAGGCAGCUCAGUGUUACAUCAAAUACAUCCAGGAUAUCUAUUCCUGUGGGGAGGUAGUGGAGCACCUGGAGGUCAGCACUGCAUUUCGUUACCUCGCCCAGUACUACUUCAAAUGUAAACUUUGGGAUGAAGCCUCAGCAUGUGCUCAGAAAUGCUGUGCCUUCAAUGAUACUAGAGAAGAAGGAAAGGCCCUGCUGCGCCAGAUCUUACAGCUUCGCAACCAAGGAGAAACAUCAUCCACAGAUGUUGCUGCUCCCUUUUUCCUUCCUGCAUCCUUGUCAGCCAACAACACUCCCACACGUCGUGUCUCCCCUCUCAAUUUGUCUUCUGUUACACCAUGAGCAAUUCUGAUACUUCUAACUUGUGCAUUGGAUGUGACACUGCAGAUGGGGCAUGCAAUCAUUUACUUCUUUCUAGGGAAAUUCCUCCUUUUGUUGUUGCCCUCACGUGAAAGGUAGGAGAGUUCAGUUAGCAGAGUUCACAGGUGAAGACAGAUGGGCCCCAACAGACAAAGGGAAGCCUGAUGUGAAAGUGCCUGUGCUGCAAUGUGAGAACCUGCUCUACUUCUCACCAAGUCGUUCCAGUCAGAGGGCAGACAUGCCGCACUACACAGGACUACUCCUAAGUAAGUCACUGGGAAGAGCUUGUCUGCUUGAUUUAAAAUACAUAUUACGUUUGAUUCUCCCAGGUUACCUCUGGUCUUUACUACACUUCUUUGGAUGACCUCGUAGUGUUAUCACUGCUGUCCUCACCAGAGACGGGUACCUACCUGUCUACUUAAUGACUUUUUCUUGUCUUGAACUAUGUAGGAAACGUUUCACUAAAGCAGUAGAAAAGGUACUUAGAGAUAGGUCCCAUGGGGAUGGUAAA
Pseudopodoces humilis (Tibetan ground-tit) is the source of this 2305-nucleotide messenger RNA. RefSeq names its product cell division cycle 23 (gene CDC23). Gene Ontology annotation, cellular component: anaphase-promoting complex. The record is from RefSeq and is a predicted model, not a curated record. Gene Ontology annotation, molecular function: protein binding. Lineage: Eukaryota; Metazoa; Chordata; Aves; Passeriformes; Paridae. Gene Ontology annotation, biological process: protein ubiquitination; cell division; anaphase-promoting complex-dependent catabolic process.